UGGACAGGCCUAGUGGUCAAGACAAGAAAUAGUAGUGAGUACCGAGUACCAGUAGAAAUGGUAGAGAGGGAUUCCAUAACAGUUACACUGAGCACAAGAUAAGUAUAACAAACCUCCAAUCCGACCUUCCAAGUAAACCACAAAAACCAGCCUCAACGAAAUUUCUCUCUCUCUCUCUCUCUCUCUCUCUCUCUCUCUCUGUUUUAGGGUUUGUGAAACAAAAGGUAAAGCUCAUAGCAAUGGAGGAAGAAGCCAUUUCGAAAUCGGCGGCGGUGACGGCCUGCACCGCCAUGGCUUUAUUGUACGUUGCGAUUCUUCACGCUCCCACUUUGAUCCUCCGCCUCCCACCUCCUCCCUCCUUCAACAGCUUCAUGAUCCGACGCUUCAUUUGCGCCGCCAUUUCCUCCGUUCUCUCUCUCCUCAUCUGCACUCUCAUCCUCCCAAUAAGAAGUAAGGAGGCGUCAAUUCUAUUCGAUGUUUACGGAAUCCGAGUUGAUCAUAUAUGGCAAGCUGUGGUGUUUCCUGUUUCCUUGACUUGUUUAAUGUACGCGGGAUCUUUGGUCCUCAAGGCUCUGCUCUUGGUGGAUAAGUGGAGAGAGCGUGUGAGUCGAGGUGAAGAACUUUCGUAUGAGUACAUCCAAGGUUCAUUACAAGGGUUUAUUGAUUUGAUAAUUUCGGUUGCUUCCAAUGUUUCGGCUUGGCGUAAUUUUGUUGUGGCACCACUUACUGAGGAGCUGGUCUUCAGGGCAUGUAUGAUACCUCUACUUCUCUGUGGAGGAUUUAAACCGUACACUGCCAUACGUCUGUGCCCUAUUUUCUUUAGUUUAGCACACCUAAACCAUUUAAUGGAGUUCUACAGCAAGCAAAACUUUAGCUUGAUAAAAACUUUCAUGGUUGUAGGUCUCCAGCUUGGCUACACUGUUAUAUUUGGUUCAUAUGCAUCUUUCCUCUACAUUCGAACUGGACAUCUUCUUGCUCCAGUAGUUGCUCAUGUCUUCUGCAAUUUUAUGGGAUUGCCUGCGCUGUUUUCACGGAGGAAUGGAAUGGUAAGUGUAGCAUUUGUUGCAGGAAUGGUGGGCUUCCUCUGGCUUCUUUUUCCAAUGACACGCCCAGAUUUGUAUAAUGAUAGAUCAGAUAGUUGCAAAUGUUGGCAUGGAUAUUGUUGUUGGAGCUAAUUAUGUGAAAUUUUAGAGAAUAGAUAGUUUUAUAAAAAAUAAAACUUGAAGUUGAAAAUUGGGGAAAAUAGAAAGAAAGCAAAUGAAACUGAAAAAACAAGUUUAUGCAACCCCUUCGGUAUAUUACUUGUUACGUCAUUCAUUUCA
Messenger RNA from Quercus robur (English oak), 1322 nucleotides. RefSeq names its product CAAX prenyl protease 2. The transcript is spliced from 8 exons. NCBI's taxonomy places the organism in Eukaryota, Viridiplantae, Streptophyta, Magnoliopsida, Fagales, Fagaceae. The record is from RefSeq and is a predicted model, not a curated record. Gene Ontology annotation, molecular function: metalloendopeptidase activity. Gene Ontology annotation, cellular component: endoplasmic reticulum membrane. The coding region runs from base 240 to 1175 and encodes 311 amino acids. Gene Ontology annotation, biological process: CAAX-box protein processing.